Acanthochromis polyacanthus (spiny chromis) is the source of this 2693-nucleotide messenger RNA. RefSeq names its product collagen, type X, alpha 1a (gene col10a1a). The record is from RefSeq and is a predicted model, not a curated record. The transcript is spliced from 3 exons. Gene Ontology annotation, molecular function: protein binding. The coding region runs from base 112 to 2055 and encodes 647 amino acids. Lineage: Eukaryota; Metazoa; Chordata; Actinopteri; Pomacentridae.
CAUAUCCUCAGUUUGUGCUCCUACCCUAAGGAUAUACAGCAGCACCAGGAGCUUACUGGUGCUGAAGAGAUUUGGUUUUCCCCUCAUUGGAUGCCGGCUUGACCUUGCAAAAUGGACAUGCGAGUAGCAGCCAUCCUCCUCUUCAUGGUGGCCUCCACAGCUGCCCAUGGAAAGGGGUACGUGGUGAAGAAGGUGAUGCCCUACCCUGUGAAGAGCCACGUUGUGUCAGUAGCAGGUGAUCCUGGUCCUCCAGGUGAGCCCGGCCCUGAGGGACCUGCUGGCCCUCCCGGCGCCCCAGGUGAGAACGGUGAAGGCCUUCCUGGACCCCAAGGACCUCCUGGACCUCCCGGUGCUCCUGGCCGCUCCAUCGCUGGCAAGCCUGGCUCCCCAGGUGGACCUGGCAAACCUGGAAGCAAUGGAGUGCCUGGUGAGAAGGGAGAUACUGGAGCCUCUGGCCCUCAGGGACCUAGGGGAGCCCCUGGAUCUCCUGGAAGCCCUGGACCUGCUGGUCUUUCUGCUACUGGCAAGCCUGGACCUUCAGGUCUUCCUGGAGCAAUGGGACCUAGAGGAGAACCUGGCCUGAAAGGUCAUCCAGGUGUCCCUGGACUUCCUGGUUCUAAGGGUGAUAGAGGGGUGGGAGCUCCAGGACCUCAAGGUGAGACAGGACCUGAAGGACCUAUGGGCCCACCUGGACAGCCAGGUGUGGGUGGAGUUGGAAAGCCAGGAAAGUCUGGUGCUCCUGGUGAGCCAGGAAAGUCAGGUAGCCCAGGUAGAGAUGGUGCCACUGGUCCUAUGGGACCCCAGGGACCCAAGGGACACACCGGUGCCCCAGGUGUAGGAGUUUCAGGUAAACCAGGUGAGAAUGGUGCCCCAGGUCUGCCUGGUCCAACUGGCCCUAAAGGCCACCAGGGACCUGCUGGAGCCACUGGUGCCCCCGGAGUCCCCGGAUAUGGAAAGCCAGGUGCAAAUGGAGAGAAGGGAGAGAGAGGAGCUACAGGUAGCCCAGGUGCCACAGGUGCUAAGGGUGACCAGGGUCCAACAGGAUAUACUGGUGCUACUGGUGCAACUGGCCCCACUGGUCCUACUGGACCUCAGGGUGAGAGAGGUUUCCCAGGUGAAGCUGGUGCUGUUGGCCCUAAAGGUGACACAGGUGCAACUGGACCUCAGGGAUCCAAGGGACACAAGGGAGAUCAGGGAGUUCAAGGUUUCCAGGGUAAGCAGGGUUAUCCAGGUGCAGCUGGUCCUCCUGGACCCAGAGGUGCCACUGGACCCACUGGUGACAAAGGUCAUGCUGGCGCCCCAGGUACGCCUGGUGCCCCUGGUAUUCCAGGCCCUGCUGGACCCAAAGGUCAUCCUGGCCGUGCAGGUGAGACCGGUGCUUCUGGAUCUGAUGGUGCUCCAGGUCCCAGAGGACCCGCUGGAGCUCAAGGUCCUGCUGGUGCUCCAGGCCUUAAGGGACACCCAGGUCUCCCCGGUUCUCCUGGCCCUGCUGGCUUGGCUGCCAAGGGUGUCCCUGGACCUCAGGGUCCCCCUGGUGUUCCCGGUGAGCCUGGAGCUGAUGGAGAGGAUGGCCCAGCUGGUCCUCCUGGUCCUCCUGGUCCUCCCGGUGAGGUUGUGUUCGAGAAGGGCAUGGGAGUGAGUGAGGUCAUGGUCAAGUCCCCCAUGUCUGCUUUCACUGCAUCUCUGGCCACCCCCUACCCUGCUGCUGGCACCCCCAUUAAGUUUGACCAGAUCGUGUACAAUGCUGAGAAUCACUAUGACCCUGAGACCGGCAUUUUCACUUGCCAGGUUCCUGGAGUUUACUACUUCUCCUACAGCAUCCAUGUGAAUGGAGCUCAUGCCCUGGUGGCUCUGUACAAGAAUGGCCAGCCUGUUAUGUUCACUUAUGAUGAGUACAACAAGGGCUUCCUGGACCAGAUGUCUGGUAGUGCUGUCCUCUUGCUCGAUGAGCAGGACACAGUCUAUGUCCAGAUCCCUGAUGAGGAAGCCAAUGGUGUCUUUGCUGCCGAGAAUGUCCACUGCUCUUUCUCUGGGUUCCUCAUUGCUUCAACGUGAUACGUUGAUACAGUAGUUCCCAAAAGCCGAACCAACUAAAUUUGCAAUCUAUUUCUCAAAGUAAACUCCCUGUUCAUUUUUCCUCAACCCAACAGACAGGCAGUUCACCCUUCUUUGAGGAAUAGUAGCAUCUCAACUUGAAAACUACAAGAAAAUAGGUGCUUAGAAGAAGGAAAACUAAUUUAUGAAAACAGGUGAUCAGGGAUGGGGAAGCAAUCCACAAAGUUACCAGUGAGCUUUUGUAAUGGAGACAGCAUGUGAAAUUGAGGUGUUAUAACUGUGUUGUGUCCUGACUUUUUUCUUUUCCACUCUGUUCCUUUUAUACUGACUUCAACUGGUGACUCUUAAUUUAGUGUUUGUCUGUUUUUGUUUGUUUUUGUACAACCUUGUUUUUUUUUUUUGGGUGACCAAUAAUCUUAUUAAAAGUACACUAAUGCUUUUCUGUGCAACAUGUUGUAACUAAAUGUGACUUGAAUAUAUUGUGAAAUGGUAAUGGUCAAAUUGACCGUUAUAAUGAAAUAAGUCACCAGAAUACUGUCAUGCACACACAAACUGUUUAACAACAACAUUGUUAUAUCCCUGGACAUGCGUUAUGACAUGCAAAGCAUAAUGACAAAAAUAAAUGAUGUCUUAACGAA